GUCAUUCUCAAAUGAUGUUUUUCUGGUUUUUGUGGAGUUUUGGAAUUCAGAAAGCAAUAUAUUAAACUCGUAGUAGCCUUUUCUAAAUAUUUUUAUGUCCUAUUACAAAAUUGUCGCGGUCGAAUUGUUUGAUGUCCUUGAAGAGUACUUCCAACUUAUUGAAUAUGCUCUAGAUAAAUCAGUCAGAUUUAACAUUUCGUUACAACUGCAUAAAGAUAGUGAAUAAAAUUUUCAAUGUAAUAUGUAUUCAAUAUUUCACUCAUUUAUAUUAUCAAUCACUUCAUAUGUGACUGUUAUCAAUUAAUUAUUAGCACUCAUUACAUUAAACAAUAUGAUCAUUUUACAAAUUUAUAUGCAUUUGCUUAAAUUAUCAUCAUUAUCGCUGAUCUCCAUUUUACUAGUAUCUUCUACUAAUUUAUCUUAUCCUACAAAUUCUGUUAAGAGUUUAUUGCCUAGACAAAAUAUCAUUUCUCCAGAAGAUCACUUAAUUGAAAUUAUUUCUAAUAAUUCUAUAAAUUAUGGUUGUGAUUUUAAUCAACUACAGUUUUGUUCAUAUGAGCAUUCAUCUGAUUGGAGUUUUCAGUUAAGUUUAACAGAAUUUGCUUUAAAAAUGAAAGAGGCAGCUGAAACAGCUGCUAAAGUUGUUCGAAAUUUUCAAGAAACAUUGUCACAAAACAAUAAUACCAACAAUACUACAAGAAUCCAGGCUAAAAUAUCAUCAAAUCAAUAUGGGAAUUUCCCAUCUAUUAUUAUUCCAACAGUCAAUUAUUUCCCAUGUUCCACUAAUCAUAAUCAAUAUUCCUAUAUAAAAUUACCAAUUCAUUGGCCUAAAUAUUUUAUAACACAUCAACCAAUUAUACCAAUUGAUGUAACAAUAUCUAAUUUAAGUCAAUCAUCAUCUACUAUGAUUACAUCAUCACAAUUAUCCAGACAAAAACGAUCUAUUAUUUAUCGUCAUCAUCAUCCAAUAAAUCAACCAUCAAAUCAAUCUAUUCCAUUAUAUAGAUUUUCUAAAUUAUAUCCAAUAGCCUGUUUACAAUUAAAAAUACAAUUUCUAUCUAAUAAUCAUAAUCAGGAUAAUGAUAAUAGAUUAGAUAGUCAAAUUGUUUUAAGUUUAGGUUCAAAUAAACAAACAAUUCGAAAUGUGUUCAAUAUUGAAGAAUUAUAUGCAAAUGCAUAUUAUGAAGAUUACAGUGAUGAUGAUGAUGAUCUUAGGGAAAAUAGUGAGACAUCAUCACAUACUUCAUCUCCUCCUCUAUCAAGUAAAUCAUCUAGAAUAGAUUGGUCAAUAAUACGUCAAGAAAUAUCUGAUUUAAAAAAUAAUACAUUACCAUAUAAUGUAUGGAUUAAUGUUUCAAUGCCUAUCUAUCCUACCACUAUCACUACUACUACUACUACUACUACUGAUCUUAAUACACUCUCUAAUCAAACUAAUUAUCAUUAUAAUGAAUAUGUAAAUCCUUCCAAACUUCAUGAGACCGUCUUAGAACAAUCUGAUCAUUGGAUUGCUAUAGAUUCUAUACAAUUAUUAUCUAUAUACAGUACAAAUAAUGUAUGCAUUGAUGAUAUCCUAUUGUAUACACAUCAGAAUAGACAAUUCUUAAAAUCAACAUGUCAGAAUAAAUUAAUUUGGUUUAGUAAUAAUAAAAAAUUGAAUCAUUCUAUACAAAUCUUAUAUAUUAAUUCAAAUGGUUAUCCAAUAUUAUUGAAUAGAACUAAUUCAUCAUCAUUAUCUAGUCAAUCAAAUCAUCAUCAUCAUCAUCAUAAGAAGAAGAAAGAUAGAAAUAAUUUCAUUCUACAAUCUUUUAAAUCAAUCUAUUCAAAGAAAUAUCCAAUCUAUCGUAGUGUACAUAUGAUAUGGAUAGCUGGUUCAUUAUUAUUAGCAGUAUUUAUUACAUUUUUAGCUAUUUUAUUUAUUAUUACAUUUAGUUUAUCAGUUAUGUGUAAUCAACGUAAAACUGUCAACACUAUUCAUUUAAGUACUACUAAUUCAACUACUGAAAAUAAUAUAAGUAGUCGAAAUGAAAAAUGUAAAAAUAAUAUGCCAUUAUUGUAUGAACCACAUAAUCGUCGAAAAUUCUAUUUAAAUCAUUAUAAUAAAGAGAAUUGUAAUAAUGAAUUAUUAAGAAUUUUACCAAAUAAUUUAUCGAAUAAUUCAUUUUUAAUAGAUUUACAUAAUCAUUUAUCUUCAUCAUCAUCAUCAUCAUUACAUGGUUUAUUAAAUCAUCAUCAAAAUGAAGGAAAACAACAAAAUAAUUCACAACAGAUUAUUAUUACAUCAACAACAAAUCAACAAUUUGUAGAUGAUAAUUCAACAGAACUUAGUUUAUGUAUACAAGAUGAUAAAAAUGAAUUUCUUCGUUCAAUUGAUAGAAAAAUUGUUGACAAUUCAGAUGUAUCUACAACAAGUGCUAUACAAUUAUUACGUAAUUGGAAUUUUUAUAAACAACGUAGUACAUCAUCACCAUUUAGUUCUUCAUCUAAUAAUAAUAAUCCUAUAAAACAAUCCAAUGUAAAACAUAAUACAUCAAUGUUAUUAUAUAUGGAUCAUCAUCAUCAUCAUCAUGAUCAGCCAUUAUUUGGAAAAGGUUAUACUCAUUCUAAUAUAAUUGCCAAUAAUCUUAACAGAUCAAAUUUCAAUGAUAAAUUAGAAGAGAAUGUUAUGUAUCGAUGUCAAUCAAGAAAUGAUACAUCGAAUUUACCUACAAUAUCAAAUAUACGUCAAUCUUUAAUAUUAUCCAUUAAUGAUAAGAAUGAAUUCAUUCUAUUACCAUCAUCGAAUUCUAUGAAUCCUAAUGAAUCGAAUCCAAUAUCAUCAACCAUUAAUAAUAAUAAUAAUAGUAGUACAUUAGGUAUGUUAAAUAGUUUAUCUGAAGAAGAUGCUGAAGCAACACGUUUAGAAAUGGCAGCUUCUGUUGGUGCAUUAGAUCAACAAUAUUUACAACAUAAUAACAGUAAUAAUAAUAAUAAUGAUAAUACAUUAGAUCAUUUAGAUUAUACUUUAUCAACUAUACCACAUUCAUCAUUUAUUAGAAAUGAUGAUGAAAGACCACCACCUAGUUAUCAUGAUUCAUCACCUUAGAAAUUAAAAUAUUUAGUUCUUCAUAAAUUUAGCAUUUCUAAUUGAUUGUUUUUUCCUCCUCCCCCCUCCCGCUUAUUGUUUUCUAUUCGAAAAAUGAAUUUCUUUAAUAAUCUUUUAGUGGUAGGGAAGGGGUAGGUAGGUAGGUAGAUAAUGGGAUCAAAAUGUUUUUCUCUACCUACCCCAUCCUUUUUUAUCUUGAUUGAUUCAUUACUUACUUUUAUAGACUUCUCCUUGAUUAAUAAAUAUGAUGGAUGAUUUAAUUUAGUGUAACAGAACUUUUCUCAAAUAGUAAUAAGGCAGUGAAUUGUCUAAUCUCUAGAUCGAAUCCUUUGCAUCAUUCUAUUCGUAUUGAAGAUAAGCAAUUCAUUUGACAAAUUCACUUUAUGUGAUACAUAAAUCGGUUCAUAUUUCUAUUUCCUUCUUUAUAUUAUUUAUUAUACUUUUGUCGAUGAGACUAGCUGGAUUUUCUUUUUUUAAUGAAUAAAAAGUGAUUAGGAUUUUACAAUUCUGUUGUGUUUUUUUAUUAUCAUUAUUAUGUCUAUGUGAUGUAAUUAUCCUUUUUUUUGUAAAGAAUUUUUUCCCUGUUCACUAAGAAUAGUCAAAUUUUUUUUAUCGUCCUAGAUACUAAAUCCAUAAAUUGUAUGCACCCACAGACAUAUGCACACACACACAUACAAUCUCUUGGCGCCAGUUGUUUUCUAUCAUCUCUCUCUCCCUCUGUGUGUGUAUGUGUAUUUGUCCUACUAGUAAUAUUUCUACUAUAUAAAGUGUUCUUGUUACUGAAUUACACAUUUUGUUACUUGAUUUAUACUGAUUUUUUGCUUAGGUAGAACAAUGUUUUCUUAUUUAAAUUAAAGUAAUAUAAAUAUCGAAUGUAAUUUUAGCUAAUCCAACCGCAUACAUAGUUGCUUACCAGUCCCUGUGACUUCACUUUUAUGACAUCAGUGAUGGUGAUGAUGUCGUCGUGAGGGUGUAUGUGUGCAUGGAUCAUAUUUUAAAAUUUGUUUACUUUAUUUCUAUUUAUUUACACUUUUUUUCGAGAACAAAAAAUUAUCUAUUUACAACGAAAAUAUUGAUAGAAUUCAAUGAUUUAAUUUAUUCAACGCCUCCCCCCCCCGCUUGUUUAGAACAAACAAACAAACAAACAUCGAAAUGCUUGAACCUUCAAUCGAUUAGGUAAAUAAUUGUUGUUGUUUAUUUAUUGAUUUCUUGUUUGGAAUUUUGUUUCAUUUCUAUUUGUAAAUAACAAUGAUAUUAUAUAAUCCAGUCAAACAAUCAGAAUAAAACGGUUUUUUAUA
Schistosoma bovis is the source of this 4380-nucleotide messenger RNA. The record is from the annotation of a GenBank genome assembly. Lineage: Eukaryota; Metazoa; Platyhelminthes; Trematoda; Strigeidida; Schistosomatidae.